ACAAGACGGACACAAGUGCAGACAAGAUGGCGGCCGCCGACGGGAAGAAGCGUGGCCUGGAACAUUUGGACGAAUAUGAACCUAAAGCCGCCAAACAUCUCCGCACUCUGCAUGACCGCAUGUCGGAGAGACGAUUAGUCGUCAUUCUGGAGGGAGCCUCGUUAGAAAGCGUGAAGGUCGGAAAAAACUUCGAGCUGCUGAACUGUGAUCAACACAAAAAUGUGAUUAUUAAAAGUGGAAGAGAUCCAGGACACAUCAGACCGGAUAUCACACACCAGUGUCUGCUCAUGUUAAUGGAUAGUCCACUGAACAGAGCGGGCCUCCUGCAGGUCUACAUCCACACGGACAAAAAUGGCUUAAUAGAGAUCAACCCGCAGACUCGCAUCCCAAGAACCUUCCCGCGCUUCUGUGGCCUAAUGGUUCAACUGCUGCACAAGCUGAGCGUGCGAGCCUCCGACGGUCCUCAGAAGCUCCUGAAAAUGAUCAAAAACCCCGUGUCGGACCACCUGCCUCCCGGCUGCCCACGGAUUUCCACGUCUUUCUCAGCCGGAGAGGCCGUGUGCGCUCGCUCCUUGGUGCCACAGGGGCCGGCCGCAGUGGUGAUCGGAGCGUUUGCACACGGAGCGGUGAAUGUAGACUACGCGGAGAAGACGGUGUCCAUCAGUAACUACCCCCUCUCUGCAGCCGUGACCUGUUCCAAGAUCUGCUCUGCUUUUGAAGAGGUGUGGGGGGUCUUGUGAUAGAACCCCACCCUCGCCAGGAACUUUUUGAAUAGACUGGACCAAGGAUGCUUAAUGUGGACCCUCUUUUAUACAACAUGUCAUUUCUACAGUGACGACUCCCAUAAAGAAGCUUAAAUGCUU
Molecule: messenger RNA, 863 nt
Organism: Entelurus aequoreus (snake pipefish)
Lineage: Eukaryota; Metazoa; Chordata; Actinopteri; Syngnathiformes; Syngnathidae
Gene: emg1
Product: EMG1 N1-specific pseudouridine methyltransferase
Exons: 5
Coding region: 27-740 (237 amino acids)
Biological process (GO): rRNA base methylation
Cellular component (GO): small-subunit processome; nucleolus
Molecular function (GO): rRNA (pseudouridine) methyltransferase activity; rRNA binding
Source: RefSeq, a predicted model, not a curated record